Messenger RNA from Bradysia coprophila, 2413 nucleotides. Its product is annotated as mediator of RNA polymerase II transcription subunit 15-like. Gene Ontology annotation, biological process: regulation of DNA-templated transcription. Lineage: Eukaryota; Metazoa; Arthropoda; Insecta; Diptera; Sciaridae. The record is from RefSeq and is a predicted model, not a curated record. Gene Ontology annotation, molecular function: transcription coregulator activity.
GACAGCUCUGACAGCUUCCUCCUGUGUCAUUGUUACAGAUUUCAUUUUAAUUAUCGUGCUUAUGUUUGAUUCGACAUUUUUGUUUGCAAAGUAAUUUUUUGAGUAAACAGUAGACUGUGUUAAUUGGUGACGAGAUGGCAGAAGAGUGGCAAACACCAGCUUUUCGUCAGAAUGUUGUGAGCAAAAUAAACGAAGCUAUAGCCUCCGCAAGUCUGAUGUCAUCGAGAAACGGUACGGAAAUGGAGAAUCACGUAUUCUCGAAAGCUAAAACCAAAGAAGAAUAUUUGGGAUUUGUGGCCAAACUGAUAAUUCAUGUCAGAGACACAAAGAACAAGAAUGCACAGCAACAGCAGCAACAACAACAACAGCAGCAGCAGCAGCAACAACAACAACAACAAAAUCCAGAUGGUGGAAUGCAAGAUCCCAUCAAUGCGCUACAGAAUCUGGCUAGCCAGGGUAGUCGACAACAAAUUCAACCGCAAAUGAUGAUGGGAGGCCAGCAAAUGAACAUCAAUCCAAACAUGGGACCGGUGCAACAGGGAUCGAAUGUACUUCAGUCUCUUAUUCAUCAAAGACCGGGCCAACAGCAAAUGCCAAAUAUGCAAAAUAUUCGUCAGCAAAUGCAACAAAUGCCGGGCAAUAUGCAACAGGGUAAUAUGCCUCCUGGAGCAGGUAUGGUCAAUCACAAUAUGGGUAUGGGAGCGAUGGGAAAUCAAGUUCCCAAUCCGGCUGGUCAAAUCGGUGGUAAUAUGGCUGGCCAGAUCAAUCAAAUGCAGAUGGGCAAUAUGCAAAAUCAACAAAUUAAUCCCAUGGGCAACAUGGUGUCCAUGCCAAUCAAUCAACAGCAAAUGGGACAGAAUCAGAUGAAUGUCAACAUGAACAAUCAGAUGAAUCCUGGCCAAAUGUCCCAGAUGCUCGGCCGAAUCAAUGUGGGACCAGGUGCGGGACCGAUGAAUCAUCAGAACAUGGGCAAUCAAAUGGGUCCAAUGAAUCCGAAUGGAAUGCCACAAAUGGCACCGAACAAUAUGCAACAGCAAAUGGGACCGAAUGUGAUGAACGCACAGAUCCCAAUAAAUCAACAGGCCAUGGCACCCAAUCAAAUGAGUGGUGGUCCGAUGGGCAUGAAUCCAAUGAUGAAUAUGCAGCAACAGCACAUGGCUCGGAAGCCACAGGAAAUGAUGAUGAAUAACAAUCAGAAUAUGUAUCAAGUUCGAAAUGUUGGUCCGAACCAAUUUUUCCGAAAAAGUCCGAGUCCCAGUUCGACAACCUCGCCGGCAAACAUUGCUUCAUCUCAUCAAAACCAAAUGGUUCCGAGUCCAGCGUUGGUGGCAUCACCUCAAAUGCCAAACAUGCAACAACGAAACGUUAUGGGUAUGGCGCCGUCUCCGAGCUCAUCCAUCAAUACACCCGGACAGGCUGUCGCCGUUCCGAGUCCGUUGAAUCCACACGAGGAGCAACAAUACCGUGAAAAGUACAGACAAUUGACGAAAUACAUCGAACCUUUGAAGCGAAUGGUUGCUCGCAUUGGCAAUGACGGAAAAGAUUCAAAUGAAAAACUGUUGAAAAUGAACAAAUUGUUGGAGAUUCUGUGCAAUCCCAACCGACGUAUUCCACUCGACACUUUACUGAAAUGUGAAAUAGCUUUGGAAAAGAUGGACUUUAAAACGUAUUCUUGUCCUCCGACCGGCGGUCUCAUUGGCAAUUUGAAAGAGCAUCCGAUAAACAAUCCACUUCUGGAGGCUGUCAGUGCUAAUCUACAGAGUCCGAUCGGAAAUCAUACAUUGCAACGCUCAUUUCGACCGUGUCUAGAGGCGCUCUUCGGACCAGACAUCAAGAACCUGCCGUCGCCAGCAAAACAACAGAGGUUAUCCGUUACCAGCGAUACAACGUCAUCGUCAGCGCUCGAAAUUCCGCAUGUUCUGCAAGGGGAAAUCGCCCGGCUCGACCAAAAAUUCAAAGUGUCCCUGGAUCCAUCGUCCCAGAACGGCACCAAGCUAAUCAAACUCGUCUGUUGUUUGGACUCGCAGCAUCUGCCCUGCGUUCCGCCCGUUAGCGUUGUGAUACCGGACGACUAUCCGUACAGUGCGCCCAGCUGCAAAUUCGCAACCGGACAGGAGUACAAUGCAACUCCGUUCUUGAUAUCGGUGCAGAGUGCACUGAUUGCUCGCAUCUCGAAAUUACCAAAAUUAUUUUCGCUAUCGCAUUUGCUGGACACGUGGGAGAUGUCGGUGCGUCAGGCAUGCUCGCCGGCGUUGAAUGCACAACAAAUGAAUCCGACAGCUACGUCGGUGUUGCUGGGAAUUUAAAAUGAAUGCCAACAUUUAACGGAAUUUAUUAACUAAAUUUAAUUUGGACUUUUUGGUCGUCAUUUCUUGUUGUCUCAAAAUAAAAACGAAUAUUUGUAUACGUAGAA